AUGUCUCUUAAGCCAAACAUGGGUUCAUUACUGAGAAGUGAAGAAAUGAGCUUGGCUCAAAUUUUUUUCCAAGCCGAAUCCGCUUAUACAUGUGUAGCCGAACUUGGUGAACUUGGACUCGCUCAAUUUCGAGAUUUAAAUGGCGAUGUAAGCGCUUACCAGAGAAAGUAUGUUAAUGAAGUUCGCCGUUGUGAUGAAAUGGACCGGAAACUUCGUUUUAUCGAAGCUGAAAUCGAGAAAGACGAAAUCGAAAUUCCAGAUGUGAACGAUUAUAUACCGUUCCCUCUACCCAAGGAUAUGAAUGAUCUUGAAGCUAAAUUUGAACGCCUGGAGGAGGAGCUGUUGGAGAUCAAUGCGAACACAAAUACAAUGAGAAAAAACUAUAAGGCUGUAGUGGAGAUGAGUCAAGUUUUAGAUCAUGUACAAAAGUUUCUGGAUGAGGGUCAACAUGAACAGGCAAGGGCACAAAUCGCAGAAGCUCAGCAAGGUAUUGCUGGACCACUUUCUGAGGGUGGUUUAGGUAACGCAAUCACUCGUGCAGUGGCGAGUUUGACUGGAACUGAAAAAAAAGAAAGCACCGAGAUGAGAUUUAUCGCUGGUGUGCUAGCUCGUAACAGAGCUGUGGCUUUUGAGCGUAUGCUGUGGCGUUGGUGUAGAGGAAACGUAUUUGUUCGCACUGCUGAUAUCCCGGAUACGUAUGAUCAGUUAUUGGAAGAAAAUGAUGGAAAAGUUGUUUUUAUAAUAUUUUUCUAUGGCGAAGCUCUUGAACAAAAGUCAAAAAAAAUUUGCGACGGUUUUCGCGCAUCUAUAUAUAAGUGCCCAGAAACGUCCGACGCGCGAAGAGCUAUGAAACAAGAGGUUUUACUUCAAACUGAGGAACUAAAGUCAGUUCUCUUGAAAACAAUGGAACAUCGUGACAAAGUGCUUCGUGCAACUGCACAAAACUACAAAACCUGGACAAUAAAAGUUUUGAAAAUCAAAUCGAUAUACCACACGCUUAAUCUGUUUAACUUGGAUAUAACUCAGAAGUGUCUGGUGGCAGAAUGUUGGAUACCGAAAACUGAUAUUCCACUAGUGUUAGAUCAGCUAAAUCUUGGAGCUAAAAAUGCUGGCUCUAAUAUUGCUCCGGUUCUUAAUGUGAUGACUACAAAUGAAGAACCUCCGACAUUUCAUAGAACAAACAAAUUCACUCGUGGUUUCCAAAAUAUUGUUGAUUCUUACGGUAUAGCCACAUAUCGAGAGAUUAACCCAGCUCCAUGGACUAUAAUAUCGUUUCCAUUUAUAUUUGCUAUUAUGUUUGGCGAUGCUGGUCACGGUAUUAUAAUGUUUCUUGCUGCACUAAUGUUUGUGAUCUUUGAAAAAAAACUAAUAUCAAUGAAGAUUAAAGAUGAGAUUUUUAACACAUUCUUUGGCGGGCGAUAUGUCAUACUGUUGAUGGGAAUCUUUUCGGUAUACACAGGACUGGUCUACAACGAUAUAUACUCAAAAUCUAUCAACAUUUUUGGGAGCAGUUGGCGUAACCCCUACAACAAAACAUUGUUAGCGAUACUGGAUGAAAGUGAUACAGACGUGGAAUUGACAAUGCCGCCUCAUCCAGCAUUCGACUACAUAAAUGGACCUUACCCGUUUGGCGUUGAUCCGAUAUGGAACAUAGCAACCAACAAGCUAAAUUUUCUAAAUCCACUGAAAAUGAAAAUGUCUGUGAUUAUUGGCAUUGCUCAGAUGGCUUUUGGCUUAAUGCUUAGUCUUUUUAAUUUCAUUUACUUCCGCUCCGCGAUUGACAUAUUGUUUAUAUUCAUUCCAGAAGUCUUGUUUCUAUCCUGCAUUUUCGUAUAUCUUUGUAUUCAGAUUAUUAUCAAAUGGCUAAUGUUUUGGGUAAGACCAGUGUAUAUUUUUGGCUGGUAUUAUCCAUCGUCUCACUGUGCUCCGUCACUGCUGAUCGGUUUAAUCAACAUGUUCAUGAUGAAGUCUCGAGAAGAGGGUUUUGUAGAUAAAAAUGAUCCCAGAAAUGAACUUGAUCAGUGUUAUUUGCAACAGUGGUAUCCGCAUCAGAGUAUGGUGGAAACAAUCUUUCUAAUUAUCGCUGUUAUAUCUAUCCCCGUUAUGUUACUGGUAAAACCGAUUCUCUUGAAAAUACAGGCUGCACGAGGAAAACACGUUGGUGGUCAUGGACAUGGUGGUGGUGGUGAAGGAGAAGAGUUCAAUUUUGGAGAUGUGCUGGUUUAUCAAGCUAUUCAUACAAUCGAAUUUUGUCUUGGCUGCAUUUCUCAUACUGCUUCUUAUUUACGACUUUGGGCACUUUCUUUAGCUCAUGCUCAAUUGUCUGAAGUCCUUUGGUCUAUGGUGUUCAACAUAGCAUAUACAAUUGGCGGUUGGGGAGGAUUGAUUGCACAGUUUAUCAUUUUUUGGAUCUUUGCAAUUCUUUCAGUCAGCAUUCUAAUUCUUAUGGAAGGCUUAUCUGCCUUCCUUCACGCUCUACGGCUUCACUGGGUCGAAUUCCAAAGCAAAUUUUAUGGAGGGCUAGGGUAUCAAUUCGAACCUUUCUCCUUUGAAGCGAUCAUUCGAGUAGCAGAAGGGCUUGACAACUAG
Messenger RNA from Enterobius vermicularis (human pinworm), 2589 nucleotides. The record is from the annotation of a GenBank genome assembly. NCBI's taxonomy places the organism in Eukaryota, Metazoa, Nematoda, Chromadorea, Rhabditida, Oxyuridae.